Molecule: messenger RNA, 1875 nt
Organism: Rhinopithecus roxellana (golden snub-nosed monkey)
Lineage: Eukaryota; Metazoa; Chordata; Mammalia; Primates; Cercopithecidae
Gene: MAPK3
Product: mitogen-activated protein kinase 3
Biological process (GO): protein phosphorylation; intracellular signal transduction
Cellular component (GO): cytoplasm; nucleus
Molecular function (GO): MAP kinase activity; ATP binding
Source: RefSeq, a predicted model, not a curated record
CUGGAGCGCGCGGCCCUGCGGGUGACAGGCGGGCGGGAAGGGGCGGGGCCUCGGGCGGGGCCGCCGGGGGGAGGAGGGCGGCGGGAGGGGAGGAGUGGAGAUGGCGGCGGCGGCGGCUCAGGGGGGCGGGGGUGGGGAGCCCCGGAGAGCCGAGGGGGUCGGCCCGGGGGUCCCGGGGGAGGUGGAGAUGGUGAAAGGGCAGCCGUUCGACGUGGGCCCGCGCUACACGCAGCUGCAGUACAUCGGCGAGGGCGCGUACGGCAUGGUCAGCUCGGCCUAUGACCACGUGCGCAAGACUCGCGUGGCCAUCAAGAAGAUCAGCCCCUUCGAGCAUCAGACCUACUGCCAGCGCACGCUCCGGGAGAUCCAGAUCCUGCUGCGCUUCCGCCAUGAGAAUGUCAUCGGCAUCCGAGACAUUCUGCGGGCGUCCACCCUGGAAGCCAUGAGGGAUGUCUACAUUGUGCAGGACCUGAUGGAGACUGACCUGUAUAAGUUGCUGAAAAGCCAGCAACUGAGCAAUGACCACAUCUGCUACUUCCUCUACCAGAUCCUGCGGGGCCUCAAGUACAUCCACUCCGCCAAUGUGCUCCACCGGGAUCUAAAGCCCUCCAACCUGCUCAUCAAUACCACCUGCGACCUUAAGAUUUGCGAUUUCGGCCUGGCCCGGAUUGCCGAUCCUGAGCAUGACCACACUGGCUUCCUGACGGAGUAUGUGGCUACACGCUGGUACCGGGCCCCAGAGAUCAUGCUGAACUCCAAGGGCUAUACCAAGUCCAUCGACAUCUGGUCUGUGGGCUGCAUUCUGGCUGAGAUGCUCUCUAACCGGCCCAUCUUCCCUGGCAAGCACUACCUGGAUCAGCUCAACCACAUUCUGGGCAUCCUGGGCUCCCCAUCCCAGGAGGACCUGAAUUGUAUCAUCAACAUGAAGGCCCGAAACUACCUACAGUCUCUGCCCUCCAAGACCAAGGUGGCUUGGGCCAAGCUUUUCCCCAAGUCAGACUCCAAAGCCCUUGACCUGCUGGACCGGAUGUUAACCUUUAACCCCAAUAAACGGAUCACAGUGGAGGAAGCGCUGGCUCACCCCUACCUGGAGCAGUACUAUGACCCGACGGAUGAGCCAGUGGCCGAGGAGCCCUUCACCUUCGCCAUGGAGCUGGAUGACCUACCUAAGGAGCGGCUGAAGGAGCUCAUCUUCCAGGAGACAGCACGCUUCCAGCCCGGAGCGCUAGAGGCCCCCUAACCCAGACAGACAUCCCUGCACCCUGGGGCCUGGACCUGCCUCCUGCCUGCCCCUCUCCGCCAGACUGUUAGAAAAUGGACACUGUGCCGAGCCCAGACCUUGGCAGCCCAGACCAGGGUGGAGCAUGGGCCUGGCCACCUCUCUCCUUUGCUGAGGCCUCCAGCUUUAGGCAGGCCAAGGCCUCCUCCUCCCCAGCUGCCCUUCCUACAGGACCUCGGGCGCUCAGGUGGCCCCAGUUCAAUCUCCCACUGCUGCUGCUGCACCCUUACCUUCUCUAGUGUCCCAGUCUCUGGCAGUUCUGGAAUGGAGGGGCUCUGGCUGCCCUGACCUGCUGAGGGGCAGGGGUGGAGGGUGGGGGGCGCUGAGUAGGGACUCAGGGCCAGGCCUGCCCCCCUCAUCUCAUUUAAACCCCACCCUAUCUUCCCUGAAGGAACAUUCCUUAGUCUCAAGGGCUAGCAUCCCCAAGGAGCUGGGCUGGGCUGAAUCCCCUCCCCGUCAAAGCUGUCACUUCGAGUGCCCUCGCUGCUUCUGUGUGUGGUGAGCAGAAGUGGAGCUGGGGGGCGUGGAGAGCCCGGCGCCCCUGCCACCUCCCUGACCCGUCUAAUAUAUAAAUAUAGAGAUGUGUCUAUGGCUGA